AUGUCUGCUCGUCCUCAAGUCUCAGUUUACACCGCUAAAGGUGAAGUUUCUCAAACUUCAGUCCCAUUACCAUCAGUCUUCUCUGCUCCAAUCAGACCAGAUAUUGUUCACUCAGUUUUCACUUCAGUUAACAAAAACAAACGUCAAGCUUACGCUGUUGCUGAAAACGCUGGUCACCAAACCUCAGCUGAAUCAUGGGGUACUGGUAGAGCUGUUGCUCGUAUUCCACGUGUUGGUGGUGGUGGUACUCACCGUUCAGGUCAAGCUGCUUUCGGUAAUAUGUGUCGUGGUGGUCGUAUGUUUGCUCCAACUAAAACCUGGAGAAAAUGGCACGUUAAGGUCAACCAUAACGAAAAACGUUAUGCUACCGCCUCAGCUAUUGCUGCUUCAGGUGUUCCAUCAUUAGUUUUAGCUAGAGGUCACCGUGUUGAAGAAAUUCCAGAAGUUCCAUUAGUUGUUUCAUCAGAUGUUGAAUCCAUCACUAAAACUAAAGAAGCUGUUGCUGUCUUAAAAGCCGUUGGUGCUCACAGAGAUGUUGUUAAAGUCUUAAAAUCUAAGAAAUUAAGAGCCGGUAAAGGUAAAUUAAGAGGUCGUCGUUACACUCAACGUCGUGGUCCAUUAGUUGUCUACGGUCAAGACAAUGGUUUAGUUAAAGCUUUCAGAAACAUUCCAGGUGUUGAAACUGCUAACGUUUCAUCAUUAGGUUUAUUACAAUUAGCUCCAGGUGCUCAUUUAGGUAGAUUUGUUAUCUGGACUGAAUCAGCUUUUGCUAAAUUAGAUUCAGUUUGGGGUUCAGAAUCAGUUUCAUCAGCUAAAUCAGGUUACUCAUUACCAUCAAACAUUAUUUCAAACGCUGAUGUUACCAGAAUCAUCAACUCUUCAGAAAUCCAAAACGUUGUUAGACCAGCUGGUCAAGCUACUCAAAAACGUACUCACGUUUUGAAAAAGAACCCAUUAAAAAACAAACAAGUUUUAUUAAGAUUAAAUCCAUAUGCUAAAGUUUUCUCUGCUGAAAAAUUAGGUUCUAAAAAAGUUGAACAAAAAUCUGAAAAACCAUCAAAAGGUCAAUUCACUGAAGUUUUGAAAUACGAUUAG
Molecule: messenger RNA, 1095 nt
Organism: Hansenula ciferrii
Lineage: Eukaryota; Fungi; Ascomycota; Saccharomycetes; Phaffomycetales; Wickerhamomycetaceae
Product: 60S ribosomal protein uL4
Exons: 1
Coding region: 1-1095 (364 amino acids)
Biological process (GO): translation
Cellular component (GO): cytosolic large ribosomal subunit; ribosome
Molecular function (GO): structural constituent of ribosome; RNA binding
Source: RefSeq, a predicted model, not a curated record